Messenger RNA from Trichophyton benhamiae CBS 112371, 2163 nucleotides. RefSeq lists its product as uncharacterized. NCBI's taxonomy places the organism in Eukaryota, Fungi, Ascomycota, Eurotiomycetes, Onygenales, Arthrodermataceae. The record is from RefSeq and is a predicted model, not a curated record. Gene Ontology annotation, molecular function: peroxidase activity; heme binding. The transcript has 3 exons. The coding region runs from base 1 to 2163 and encodes 720 amino acids. Gene Ontology annotation, biological process: response to oxidative stress.
AUGCUGAUCAACUUGUCCGCCGUAUGGGCGGCGUUUGCUCUCUCUGGAGUCCUGGCACCGCCAACAUGGCCGGCCUCCAUUGACGAGCUAGAAGACCUCAUGUUUCUCAACACCGGCUACCAUGCCCGAGGAUUCUCAGCCGGCGUCACUCCGUGCUCGUUUUCUCAGCAAGGCCCGUCUCGAGUCGCAUCCGCUGAGUGGGUGCGCACUGCCUUCCAUGACAUGGCCACAGGAAACUCCUUUACAGGUGUGGGCGGCCUGGAUGCCUCGAUCGUGUUUGAGCUGGGCGGCAAAGGGGGCGAAAACAUCGGGGCAGGGUUCAACACCACGCUGGAGACCUAUACCCCCUUCUUCUCUACGCGGUCUUCCAUGGCUGACUUGAUAGCUCUGGGCGUCUACACAGCCGUUAGGUCCUGCGGAGGGCCGGUCGUCCAGGUCAGGACCGGGAGAAUCGACGCCACCGCACGGGGGCCGAUUGGGGUGCCGCAGCCUGAGAACUCCCAGGGCACCUUUAUCAACCAGUUUACGCGUAUGGGGUUCAAUGUCUCGGACAUGAUCGCCGUCACUGCGUGCGGACACACGAUGGGUGGAGUCCACGCCUCAAACUUCCCCCAGAUCGUUGUCCCCGGGUCUGCGCCAAACGACUUUCAGCUGUUUGAUUCAACCGUUUCCUUCGACGAGAAGGUGGCAGUGGACUUUGUUGGCGGAGUGGCUGGAAACCCGCUUACUAGCACAACGGCGAAGCGAAGCCAGCGGGACGCAGAUAUGAAGGUCUUCACGGCCGACCGGAAUGUCACAAUCAAGGCAUUGGCGGACCAAGUUACUUUUCGAUCUACAUGUGCCAGAGUACUCCAGAAGAUGAUAGAGGUCGUUCCCUCGGGGGUGAACCUGACAGCCCCCAUAGCGCCCUACGAAGUGAAGCCAGGCAGGCUGCAGCUCUCCCUGGCUAGCAACGGCAGCACCAUCGCCUUCACUGGCGAAAUUCGGGUCAGAACCACUUCCCGGCCGGUCACUUCCAUCUCAAAGGUCGAGCUUGUCUACAAGGACCGUACGGGAGGCUCUAGCUGCGGAUCUUGUAUUAUCACUACUGAGUACAAGGGCACCGCUGAGGGCUUUGAUGAUUCCUUUGCUUUCUAUGGAUUUGAGGCCCGCUUCCCCGUCGAAACUGCCAUCUCUAAGUUCAAUGUACGAGUGGUUUUGAACACUGGAGAGACUGUUGUUUACAAUAACAAUGAUGAAGAGGACGACAAUAGGCUGAUAAUUUCACAAAAGGUCCGGAAAAAUGCCAAUACAGGAAGUGUUAAACUCUCUGUUACGACUAAAACGCCGCGAAGUUGCUGUGUGACUCCAGCCUUGACGACUCAGUCGGUUCCAAUGUCACCACAGACGACUGUUGGUCCUUAUACGCUUUAUGCUGGAAACCUUACCCUGGCAGCUGCGUACAGGUCCAAUGCCAAAUUUGAUGUCUCCCUCACGAGCGGCGGAGCAGUGAUAUCAGAUUCGUUCAAGAACACCGCAGACCUGAGCUCAACCUGUGCCCCCUUUGGCUCAAACGAUCCCACGAUGCCAGACUACACCUUUGAUGGAUGCUACACCGAUACCCCUGAGUCAAGGGCCCUCACGAGUGCUGCCUUUGUGAAAGAAAACAUGACGAUUGCCGCAUGCUCUAGCCUUUGCAAAGGCUACCAGUUCUUCGGCCUUGAGUAUGGAACUGAAUGUUACUGCGGAGACACGAGAAGUAACUCCAGCAUGCAAGCACCCAAGUCGGAGUGUAACCAGCCAUGCGGCGGUGAUAGCUCUGAGACAUGCGGUGCAGGAUACCGGAUAGCUAUCUAUAAAGACGACAAAUGGGUACCCAUCACCAGCCCUCAGAUACCGGGGUACAACUACACGGGAUGCUACAGCGACUCCCCCAGUAACCGAACCCUGUCAGGCAGCUUCACGUACAACGAAAAGAUGACGGUAGAACUGUGUGCCUCCUUCUGCAAUGGCACAAAAUACUUUGGCGUAGAAUAUUUCAGCGAGUGUUACUGUGGAGCCAAUAUGUUCCCUGGGAGCACCAUCCAGCCUGAAUCGGACUGUGGCUUCUUCUUCUCGGCGAACAAAACCCAGCACUGUGGUGGAAGCAAUAGGAUAAACAUUUACACAAAACUCGACAUGUGA